CAGGUAAAUAUCCGAGAUCCAUAUGUGAAGUAGAUAUUCUCGAACUCCAGCAAUCGAGUCAGAUCCCACUUCCUUGAUUAUUCUUUCUUUCUUCUGCACACAAAUUUAUGCGCUUUUCUUUCUUCUUCUUCUUGAGGCAACAACAAUGGCGACUGAUUUCUGGACAUCCACACACUACAAGCAAUUGCUGGACCAAGAGGAAGUGGAUGUUGUACACCAACUUGACAAGGACAGAGGCAUCACUCUUGAAGAUUUCAAACUCAUCAAGUUGCAUAUGACCAAUUAUAUUGCAAGAUUGGCUCAAAAUGUGAAAGUGAGGCAAAGGGUUGUAGCAACUGCUGUAACAUACAUGAGACGUGCUUAUACAAGGAGAAGUAUGACCGAGUAUGACCCACGCCUUGUGGCACCAACAUGUUUAUACUUGGCAUCAAAAGCAGAAGAAAGCACCGUUCAAGCAAGGCUUCUUGUAUUCUACAUUAAAAAACUGCAUUCAGAUGAUAAGUACCGAUAUGAAAUAAAAGACAUCCUCGAAAUGGAAAUGAAAAUCUUAGAGGCACUAAAUUACUAUCUAGUUGUGUUCCAUCCUUAUCGUGCGUUGUCUCAGUUGCUGCAAGAUGCCGGGAUGAGUGAUGCAACUCAAAUGACCUGGGGACUUAUCAAUGACAGCUAUAAAAUGGAUUUAAUUUUGAUAUACCCCCCACAUUCAAUUGCUUUAGCUUGCAUAUACGUUGCAAGUAUGCUCAAAGAUAAGGACAACACAGCUUGGUUUGAACAACUAAGAGUUGACAUGAAUAUGGUGGAGAAAGUUGCGACGGAAAUACUAGAUUUUUAUGACAACCACAAAACAAUAACCGAUGAGAAAGUAAACGCCGCGAUGCAAAAACUUAGCACGCGAACAUAAAGUAAUCUAGUAGGGUUAACGGUAUAUUAUCUGUAACAAUUGUAGAGUAGGACGUGAAGGGAUCAUAGAUAGAUUGGAGAUGAUUAUAUCAGGUUGUAUGAAUGCUGAUGUGGAUAUGUAUCAUCUCUAACCAGAUUAGAAUUCAUGUGUCUAUAUGUUGCUUGUAAUUUAAUGUGAAAUUAAACAAACAAUGUAUCAUGUACCUUAAGUUGAACCGAUAUGUUAGGUUUUGUUAACCA
Messenger RNA from Helianthus annuus (common sunflower), 1140 nucleotides. Its product is annotated as cyclin-C1-2. The coding region runs from base 146 to 901 and encodes 251 amino acids. The transcript is spliced from 9 exons. Gene Ontology annotation, biological process: positive regulation of transcription by RNA polymerase II. Gene Ontology annotation, molecular function: cyclin-dependent protein serine/threonine kinase regulator activity. NCBI's taxonomy places the organism in Eukaryota, Viridiplantae, Streptophyta, Magnoliopsida, Asterales, Asteraceae. Gene Ontology annotation, cellular component: mediator complex; nucleus. The record is from RefSeq and is a predicted model, not a curated record.